Molecule: messenger RNA, 3209 nt
Organism: Punica granatum (pomegranate)
Lineage: Eukaryota; Viridiplantae; Streptophyta; Magnoliopsida; Myrtales; Lythraceae
Source: RefSeq, a predicted model, not a curated record
AGAGAGAGAGAGAGAGAGGCACUUUACCACUUUUAUAGGUUGCACGCAUCCAUAGCAGAAAACAGAAGGCGGAGCAGUACUUCUUACAAAGGCCAGAGAAGAGGAGGAGGAGAGGGAGAGGAGAGAAGAAGAGAAAAGAGAAAGAAAGAGGAAGAAGUCUUUGCUUAAAGGUAAAAAUCGAAAACCCACCACCAACAUCCGAGCGGGUAAAGAGAAGCAUUUAGAAGAAGAAGAAGAAGAUUUUAGUGCCCAGUGGGGAAAAAAGGAUGGAGCUUCUUGUUGUUGCUGUUGCGGGUGCCAUAUCAGUAAAGGCAGAGCUUGAAUGCAGAGAGAGAAGUAACAGGUAAAGAAGAAGCAGCAGCAGCAGAAGGAGGAGGAAGAAGAAGAAGAAGAAGAAGAAGAAGAACAAUUUGUUGUUGGAUGUUUUUGUUAUUGGGUUUCUUGGUUGAUCAGAUCUGCAUGCCAUUGAACAAGUUCAUUUCUUUUUCUGGGGUUCAGGCUGUGGGGGAAGGAAGAGCAAAAAUCUGAUUUUUAGCUCUGUCUGAGGAGCUGCUGAGAUCGAUUGGAGCCUGCGCCCCCCCACCAUCGCCUGUUCGAUUUGUAUAUUUUGUUGGGGGUUUCAGCAUUGUUACUGUAGAUGAAGGCCACCCCCUUGCUCUUUGAGGAGUUUCAAGGGAAGGGGCUGCUUGAUUUCUCGUCUUCUUCUUCACCCUCCGCCACCACUACCUGUUCCAAUUCGCAGCUCAACUACAACCACAGCAACCUCAGCACCGCCGUGACCACUGCCGCCACGACCCCUCCCACCAAAGGGAAGUUGUAUGUUGGCAGCCCCAGCCCCAGCCCUCCUGCAGCCGCCUCCUCCUCCACACUGUCUUCCUCCCUCAACAGCGGCGACAUAUUAGGCGGCGGCGGCAGUGGGAGAUGCGGUGGUGGAAUGGGAGCUGAGGAGGACUGGGAAGCUGUUUUGCCCGAGACCGCGGCCUCUCCUGGCCACGAACAGUCCAUCCUCCGCCUCAUAAUGGGCGACAUUGAGGACCCUUCCCUGGGCCUCAGCAAGCUCCUCCACAGCUCCUCUGCCCCUCAGGACAUGGAGUUCGGCGGCGGGGGGUUCGGCUUCAUGGACCCUCAAGCUCUUACCUUUGACGGCCCCAAUUUGAUGAUGGGAGGACCCAACAGCUCCAUCGACCCAGCUUCCCUGCAGGAUUUGCCUCUCACCAACGCCACCUCCAACCUCCGGCAUGUGAGCCCCUUCCCAUUGUUCACCGAUUCCGUCCACAGCACUGUCAUGCCCUUUCCUCUCCCCCCUGGUGUGAUUCAACAACCCCACAACGAGUCCAUGGAUGAGAAGCCUCAGAUUUUCAACCCGCAGUUGAUAAUCAACCAGAACCAGGUCCAAUUCCCGCAGAACCCUUCGCUAGUCCCGCUUGGUUUCAACGCAGUGCAGGACCAUCCCCUGUCUUCUUCGGGCCCUCCCCUGCCGAAGAGGCUUAACCCGGGGCCGGUCGGGUCGAACUUUGUGGGUCCGAGGGGUAACUUUCCAAACUCGGGGCAAUCACAUAAUCAUCACCACCAUCCUCAGCAUCACCAGUUUCAGCAGAGACCUGCAAUGGUGAUGAAGCAGCAUCAGCAGAAGGUUGCAGGGGAAGAGUUAGCUAACCACCAGCUCCAGCAGGCAAUUACGGACCACCUCUACAAGGCCGCAGAGCUGAUCGAAACUGGUAACCCAGUACUCGCGCAAGGGAUAUUGGCGCGGCUCAAUCACCACCAGCUCUCUCCCGUUGGGAAGCCCUUCCGUCGGGCUGCUUUCUACUGCAAGGAGGCCCUUCAAUCUCUCCUCCACCACCAUCACCCCCACCUUGUGGGCCCCGCGAACCCUCCUCAGCCUCCUCUGCCUCCUCUGCCUCCUCCGCCAUUCGGUAUUAUCUACAAGAUAGGAGCUUACAAAUCCUUCUGUGAGAUUUCCCCUGUGGUCCAGUUUGCAAACUUCACUUGCAACCAAGCCUUCCUGGAAGCUCUCGAAGGGUUUAGCCGGAUCCACAUACUGAGCUUUGAGGUUGGGUUCGGGGGCGAGUGGGCCUCCCUCAUGCAGGAGCUCGUGCUUAGAAAUGGGGGCCCUCCUAGCUUGCUCAGGAUUACGGUCUUCGCGUCUCCAGGGACCCAUGAUGAACUCGAGCUCGGCCUUACCCAGGAUACCCUCAAGCACUUUGCCCACGAGCUCAACAUGGCCUUGGAGUUCGAGGUGGUGAGCAUCGAGUCCUUCAACUCCGCCAUCAACCUACCAUCGGAUGGCGGGGAGGCAAUUGCGGUGUACCUCCCAAUAGGGUCCUUCUCAAGCUACCCGUCCUACCUACCUGCAGCUGUCCGAUUUAUCAAGCAGCUCUCCCCAAAGAUUGUGGUUUCUCUCGAUCGUGGCUGUGAUCGGUCGGACACUCCAUUUCCGAAUCACAUGAUCCACGCCCUUCAAUGCUAUUCUAGCUUGUUGGAAUCCCUUGAUGCUGUGAAUGUGAACCUUGACGUGUUGCAGAAGAUUGAACGGUAUCUAAUUCAGCCAGGGAUUGAGAGGAUUGUGAACGGUCGGCAAAGAUCGCCCGAGAAGAUGAUUGCGUGGCGGUCCCUGUUUCUGUCCUGCGGGUUCUCUCCACUGACCUUCAGUAAUUUCAACGAGUCCCAGGCUGAGUGUCUUGUUCAACGCAGCCUUGCCCGGGGUUUCCAUGUUGAGAAGAGGCAGUCCUCGCUCGUUCUAUGUUGGCACAGGAAGGAGCUGGUGUCGGCUUCUGCGUGGAGGUGCUGAUGCGGAGGAGCUGCUCUUUUCGAUUCGAAAGGUCACUGCCCCGUAACUAUUGCCUAAGUUUCUUCUGAUCUUUUUGCCCCCAUUUCUUUUUUUCUUGGGUAUUAUCUUGGUAGUUGGUUCUGGUAUGCUAAUUGUCUACGCGGUUUAGGCUUAAUUGUGGCAAACUUCCUUCUCAGUUACUGGAUGGCAUUGUAAUGUUCAGUCUCUUAUGGGCAUUACCUGUAUGGUUCCUAUUAGCCCGUUUUGAAUCGGAAACUUCAUUGAAUUGUAGUACACUCGAACGGCAAGUCGAAAGCAGGAUGUUCACGAGAAGAGAAGCUGACUUUUGAAUGCUGCAAGUUUCAUAAAUGCUUCUUGUUAAUGACUCUUGACUUUGGUUUUUAUGAAUUCAUGAUCGGAUUAGCCACUUGUUCUAAUA